AUGUCUUCUACGCCUACUAUUGUUGAGCCAGAUAGCUUUGGCGCACAUUUCAAACCCACGAGCUAUAAUUCCCCACGUUCAGGUUCUCGGGGACAAGGUUAUGAACCGCCAGUGUUUGGCCAGCCGGCUAUUGGAAGACCAUCUGUUGGACCGCAAGAGCGAUCAACUCCUAAACUCAAUGCCAAUGGUGUCUCGAAUGCCAUUUAUAAUGGCGACCAGUUUGGUCGCAAGCUCUCCAUCGAUCAACAAUCAGUCGCGGAUUCAGUCAACACCCUAGAUUUGGGCUACCACAACAUCGGCCAGCAACCACGACCACAGCACGAGAUCUUAGGCCACCAACCCUUUGACCAGAGAUCCCUCAGCACACUCUCUCUAGACCAACAGACUGUCGGAACCCAAUCGCUAGGCCACCAUUCUAUAGGUCGGCCACCAGGCGGCUAUGCUCCAUCAUCUACUUCACCCGCCCGCCUCCACUCGUCUGCAUCCAACAGGUCGCUACAACCCAACUUGCCGACCAACGAACUCCCAGUUCUUCAGCAGAUAAAUCCUAACGAGGGAUCCGAGGAAUUCGACCCUAUCGCCGAAGAAAAUGAGGAAACAUGUUUUGAUCUGGUCGCUCCAUACGAGGGCGAUGCAGCUCCGGUACAUACUCUAGAGCGACAAGCAGACCUCAUGUUCUGCUCGGACCAUAUGCUAGUGAUUCUAAGCACUCCGCGCUACCUCGCACGUUUCCGCGAGUUCCUCGCACAGGAGCGUCCAGGGUCAUUUUCGACCCUGAAUUAUUACCUGAAUGCUUCCAAGGCUCUCAAAGCAAUCGAGUAUGCUAAUUCGCUCGUACGUUCGGUUGUUGAUGUUCCUACAUCCGGUAUUAAAACUGCAGAGCACCUCGUUGGCUCGACUGUAAAUGCGGCGCUCGAAAGGCGCGUACAGGCAGCGCUGGAUGCCUUGACUGCUGAGGAAUUACCUGCCUUCAUUACCUCUACAUGUAUCAACAUUACCGGCAAGGUGGUUGAAGAGCAUGUGCGCGGAACCUUGCCUGAGAAAUUCCGGGGAACGGCAGAUGCGCUGGGUGAGGUAUUCUGUCUGACCGAUCCAUCGCGGCCAGAUAACCCUAUUAUCUUUGCUUCUGAGGAAUUCCACCGCACCACACAAUACGGCAUGGACUACGUCCUAGGAAGAAACUGCCGAUUCUUGCAAGGACCAAAGACGAAUCCCAACAGUGUUCGGCGAAUCGGAGAAGCGCUCAAAGCUGGGCAACACCACUCCGAGCUUUUCCUGAAUUACCGCCGCGAUGGCUCACCAUUCAUGAACCUCCUCCAAAUGGCUCCGCUAUGUGAUAGCCGCGGUAAAAUCCGCUACUUCAUCGGCGCUCAGGUUGACGUCUCCGGGCUCGCCAUGGAAGGAGCACAAAUGGAAUCCCUCCAAAACAUGCGCGCGCAAAAAGAAACCCCCAGGACGGACGGCCAAAUAACCAAAGAAACAAAGAGCCAGUUCCAAGAACUCGGUGAACUCUUCAGUCCGCGCGAGCUGCGGAACGUGCGCGAGCACGGCGGAACCCUCUUCCAACCGGUAGUCAACGAAGAUCCCAACCAUCGUCUAUUCCUCCAAGACUCCGACACCGAGAACGACAUCGACACCCAGUCCCAAGGUCUACCAAGACCCACAUCGGGACCGACGCCCAGCCGGUCCUUGGCCGGUGUCUACAAAAACUACCUCCUCGUCCGCCCAUACCCAUCCCUCCACAUCCUCUUCACCUCCCCCUCCCUCCAAAUCCCAGGCAUGCUCCAAUCCUCAUUCCUAAAUCGCAUUGGCGAGACAGGCGCAAAACGCGAUAAUAUCAUCAGCGCUAUGAUGGCCGGGCGAGGCGUCACAGCGCGUAUCAAGUGGGUGACCAAGUUCAACAACGACCAGGCUCGUCAUCGCUGGAUCCACUGUACUCCUUUGCUGGCGAGUAACGGCCAGGUCGGUGUGUGGAUGGUGAUUGUUAUUGAUGAAGAGGAAGAGGCAGUCAGAUGGAAGGGUAAUUGGCCGACUACUAAUUAA
Penicillium psychrosexuale is the source of this 2043-nucleotide messenger RNA. RefSeq lists its product as uncharacterized. The record is from RefSeq and is a predicted model, not a curated record. The transcript has 5 exons. Bases 1 to 2043 code for a protein of 680 amino acids. Lineage: Eukaryota; Fungi; Ascomycota; Eurotiomycetes; Eurotiales; Aspergillaceae. Gene Ontology annotation, cellular component: nucleus.